AGCAACGUCUGGGUGGUGUGGCAGUCUCUCCUCAUCCAGGGCAGGCAGACUUCCUCUCUCUCUCUCAGUGACCAUGUCCACCUCCUACUCCAGCAAAACCAGUUACUCCUCCGGCGGCGGCGGAAGCAGCGGAGGCUCCAUGAGGUAUGGAGGCUCAUCAGGCGGCUCCAGUAUGUACAUGGGCGGCGGUGGUGGAGGCGGCAGCAGCGGCGGUUACGGCCGCAUCUCCGCCAUGAGGGCCGGCAGUGUUUAUGGAGGCGCCGGAGGCUCCGGAACACGCAUCUCCAGUUCUUCCAUCAGUUCCGGUGGCGGCGGCGGUGGUGGUGCUGGUUAUGGCUUCGGCUUCGGUAUGGGAGGAGGCGGUGGAGGUGGCGGCGGCGUCACAAAUCACACAUCAGCCAAUGAGAAGGCCACCAUGCAGAACCUGAACGACCGUCUGGCCACCUACCUGGACAAGGUGCGCAUCCUGGAGAAGGCCAACGGUGAGCUGGAGUUGAAGAUCCGCCAGUUCCUGGAGAGCAAGACGUCCCCAGCGUCCCGCGACUACUCUGCCUUCUAUGUCACCAUAUCUGAUCUGCAGAACAAGAUCCAGGAAGCCACCCGCUACAACGGAGGCAUCUACCUGGCCAUCGACAACGCUAAACUGGCAGCCGAUGACUUCAGAACCAAGUAUGAGAAUGAGCUGGCCAUGCGGCAGUCGGUCGAGGCGGACAUCGCUGGGCUCAAGAGGCUGUUGGAUGAGCUGACCAUGGCCAGGUCCGACCUGGAGAUGCAGAUCGAGGGCCUGAGGGAGGAGCUCAUCUAUCUGAAGAAGAACCAUGAGGAGGAACUCCUGGCCAUGAGGGCGCAGAUGACCGGCCAGGUGAACGUGGAGGUGGAAGCAGCGCCUCAAGAGGACCUCAGCAGAGUCAUGGCUGAGAUCCGCGAGCAGUACGAGGGUGUCUCCGCCAAGAACCAGCGAGAGCUGGACAGCUGGUUCCAGAGCAAGUCAGAGAGUCUGAACAAGGAAGUAGCCGCCAACACAGAAGUCCUCCAGUCCUCCAAGUCGGAGAUCUCAGAAAUUCGUCGCACGCUGCAAGGUCUGGAGAUCGAGCUGCAGUCCCAGCUCAGCAUGAAAUCCUCCCUGGAGGGCACGCUCGCAGACACAGAAGGGCGGUACUCGAUGCAGCUCCAGGGUCUUCAGAGGCAGGUCACCAGCCUUGAGCAGCAGCUGAUGAGCAUGCGCAGCGACAUGGAACGCCAGGGCCAGGAGUACAAGAUGCUGCUGGACAUCAAGACCAGGCUGGAGAUGGAGAUCGCCGAGUACAGGAGGCUGCUGGACGGAGAGGUCUCAGGCAUCAGCAACGUCUCCUCCUCAACUACCUCCUCCUCUAAGAGCACACGCAAGGUGGUGGUGGUCACAGAAGAGGUUGUGGACGGCAAGGUGGUGUCCUCUUCUUCCACAAGCUCCUAAUGGGCUGAAACAGCAAGCAGCACACCAAGAGUUAACUCCCUUCUAAGAACAUCUGGGUAGAACACUGUCAACUGUUCUUCAUUUGAAAGCAAUAAAGAUACUCUCAAUGUGCUGACAAUGCCA
Hypomesus transpacificus is the source of this 1576-nucleotide messenger RNA. Its product is annotated as keratin, type I cytoskeletal 13-like. The record is from RefSeq and is a predicted model, not a curated record. Gene Ontology annotation, molecular function: structural molecule activity. The transcript has 7 exons. The coding region runs from base 74 to 1453 and encodes 459 amino acids. Lineage: Eukaryota; Metazoa; Chordata; Actinopteri; Osmeriformes; Osmeridae.